GCAGCGCGCAGGCAGGCGAGUCCUGGCUUCGGUCCUGGGGACAAACGAGACGCCAAAAAUAAGAAGCGGCGAAGGGGACGAUCAAACCGCGAGAGGGAGGGGGAGGAGCGGAGGAGGCGGCUUCGACUCGCGCCGCGGUCCGGCCGGGGGUAUGGAGGCGAACGGGCGCGGGGACAAUGACGCCGCGCGGGCGCCGCUGCUCGCGGGGCGGCGGCGGAACUCGGUGGGGUCGAUGCGCGGGGAGUUCGUGUCGCGGCUGCCCAAGAAGGUGCUCGACGCCGUCGACCCGGAGAGGCCGUCCCACGUCGACUUCUCCCGCUCCAAGGGCCUCCUGGAAGGAGAGAAAGAAUACUACGAGAAACAAUUUGCCACAUUGAGAUCCUUCGAGGAAGUUGACUCUAUAGAAGAAUCCAAUGUAAUAAGUGAAGAAGAAGAGCUCAUGGAGCAAAGACAGAGUGAAUUUGCUAUGAAGAUAUCAAAUUAUGCAAAUGUUGUUCUCUUGGCAUUGAAGAUAUAUGCCACAGUGAAAAGUGGGUCAAUUGCUAUUGCUGCAUCAACACUUGAUUCAUUGCUCGACCUCAUGGCUGGUGGUAUCCUUUGGUUCACACAUCUCUCAAUGAAGAGCAUCAACGUCUACAAGUAUCCCAUUGGUAAAUUGAGGGUGCAACCAGUAGGCAUUAUCAUCUUCGCAGCCGUUAUGGCUACUUUAGGAUUCCAAGUAUUUCUUCAAGCAGUUGAAAAGCUGGUAGUGAACGUGACUCCAGAUAAAUUGACCCCACCACAACUCAUGUGGCUAUAUUCAAUCAUGAUCUUUGCAACAGUAGUUAAGCUAGCCCUGUGGUUCUACUGCCGGACAUCUGGUAACAACAUAGUCCGCGCCUAUGCUAAGGAUCAUUAUUUUGAUGUGGUCACAAAUGUUGUUGGUUUGGCUGCUGCUGUUCUUGGUGACAUGUUCUACUGGUGGAUCGACCCAGUUGGUGCAAUCAUCCUUGCAGUCUAUACAAUUACAAACUGGUCUGGAACAGUGUGGGAAAAUGCAGUAUCACUAGUAGGUGAAUCAGCUCCCCCGGAAAUGCUGCAGAAGUUGACAUACCUAGCCAUCAGACAUGACCCUCAAAUUAAGCGUGUUGAUACAGUUCGGGCAUACACCUUUGGAGUGCUUUACUUUGUUGAGGUCGAUAUUGAGCUCCCGGAGGACUUGCCACUCAAGGAGGCACAUGCAAUUGGAGAAUCACUCCAGAUAAAGAUCGAGGAACUUCCAGAAGUCGAGCGGGCAUUCGUUCACCUUGAUUUUGAGUGUGACCACAAGCCAGAGCAUUCAAUCCUCAGCAAGCUUCCUAGCAGCCAGCCUUGAUUACUAUCCGAAUUCACCGUGGACAACAUGCAGGAUUUGCUGCAGUACUUGAUGUCCUGCGCUAUAUGAAAGGGCUGAAGUCGAGCUAGGCACUGUUGGCCAUCUAAGUGAGAUAAGCACCAGCGUUGGAGACUGUAUAGACUUAUUUUGCAGAGCCCUCUAAGGUCUAAGCGCCCUGUUUCGAGUAAAAGUAGGUUCUUUUUGCAUGUUGAAGCUGUCAUUGUUUGUCUGCCACGAGGGCUGCAAUGUGGAAACGUUUGGCACAAAAAGAAAGCAAGCGAUUUUUGUGUGCUCAAAA
Hordeum vulgare subsp. vulgare (domesticated barley) is the source of this 1652-nucleotide messenger RNA. RefSeq names its product metal tolerance protein 4. The transcript is spliced from 7 exons. Bases 152 to 1354 code for a protein of 400 amino acids. Gene Ontology annotation, biological process: monoatomic cation transport; transmembrane transport. Gene Ontology annotation, molecular function: manganese ion transmembrane transporter activity. NCBI's taxonomy places the organism in Eukaryota, Viridiplantae, Streptophyta, Magnoliopsida, Poales, Poaceae. Gene Ontology annotation, cellular component: membrane. The record is from RefSeq and is a predicted model, not a curated record.